Messenger RNA from Drosophila novamexicana, 919 nucleotides. Its product is annotated as tRNA (guanine-N(7)-)-methyltransferase. Gene Ontology annotation, cellular component: tRNA methyltransferase complex. Bases 160 to 903 code for a protein of 247 amino acids. Lineage: Eukaryota; Metazoa; Arthropoda; Insecta; Diptera; Drosophilidae. The record is from RefSeq and is a predicted model, not a curated record. The transcript has 5 exons. Gene Ontology annotation, molecular function: tRNA (guanine(46)-N7)-methyltransferase activity. Gene Ontology annotation, biological process: tRNA methylation; RNA (guanine-N7)-methylation.
AACACACAUUAAAUUGUACACACUGUACACCGAUUCGAGCUCUGCGAGAGAGACUCACCUAUUUGGCGCCUUAUUUGUGCUGCCAUUAUUGGUGGCGUACAUGGCCACGUUAGCUGAGGUGUGGCGUGUUGGCCGGCUGCAAUUGAAUUAAUCAUCCACAUGGUGACCAACAGCCAGGAGGGCGAGACGCUGCCCGCAACAUCGUCGGUAACUGGGCUGCCACAGAAGCGCUUCUAUCGCCAACGGGCACACUCAAAUCCCAUAGCGGAUCACAGUUUUGAUUAUCCCGCCCGCCCAGAGGAUGUGGACUGGCGCUCCCUGUAUCCCAACAUCGGCAGCGAGCAGCAAGUCGAAUUUGCUGACAUAGGCUGCGGCUACGGCGGCUUCCUAGUCACCCUGGGCGAAAUGUUUCCCGAUAAGUUGGCCAUCGGCAUGGAGAUACGAGUCAAAGUGUCCGACUAUGUAAUCGAUCGCAUUGCGGCGCUCAGAAUGAAAAAUGCGGAAACAAGCGCAUACCAGAACAUUGCCUGCAUACGCACCAAUGCGAUGAAAUAUUUGCCAAACUAUUUCCAAAAGAGCCAACUCGAGAAAAUGUUCUUUUUGUAUCCCGAUCCGCAUUUCAAGCGCGCCAAACAUAAGUGGCGCAUCAUCAACCAGGCAUUGCUCUCCGAAUACGCAUACGUUCUCCGGAGCGGGGGCCUGGUAUAUACGAUGACGGAUGUCGAGGAUCUUCACAAGUGGAUUGUCUCACACAUGACACAGCAUCCGUUGUAUGAACGACUCAGUGACGAGGAAGCUAAUGCCGAUCCUAUUACGCCCAAGCUAUACCAGAGCAGUGAGGAGGGCGCCAAGGUGGUGCGCAAUAAGGGUGAUCACUUCUUGGCUAUAUUCCGCCGCAUCUAGGCGCAUUUAUAUAUAU